Suillus paluster is the source of this 861-nucleotide messenger RNA. RefSeq lists its product as uncharacterized. The coding region runs from base 1 to 861 and encodes 286 amino acids. The transcript is spliced from 13 exons. The record is from RefSeq and is a predicted model, not a curated record. NCBI's taxonomy places the organism in Eukaryota, Fungi, Basidiomycota, Agaricomycetes, Boletales, Suillaceae.
AUGACCCUAGUCUCAGAUGAUCCUAGUUGGUGGCCAUCCAUUAAUGCAAAUCGCGUCAUUAGCUAUUUCGUAGUUGCCGCCUCUGCUGGGAUUAUGUAUGAUUGGGCACUAACAUUCGGACAAGAGGUUGAACUCAUCUGGAGGCACCACUGGUCCCUGAUGACCGUUCUGUACCUCAGUCAUGUAGUCAUUGUUCCGACAAUCUCGUUGACAGACGUAGGGUUGUUGGUUCAAUAUAACGACUGCCAUAGCUGCUACGUGAUGUAUAACACAAUCAAUUGGGUGGCUGUGGCCAUAGAAGUGUUUCUGUGCGUUAUCAUGAUCACUCGGCUAUAUGCCAUGUAUCAGAAAUCCAGAACGGUGCUAAUAUUUCUCGUCACCAUCUUCCUGACUUUACUCGUCGCCACUAUUUCGAUGCCCGCAAUAUCGAUGAGGGGUGGUUCAGGGGCUUGGAUGCUGGUCAUUGUAUGGGAAGUCUUCACAGUGUGUCUCGCAGUCCGGAUUGCUGUAAAACACUUCUAUGAACUGCGACGACAAUCGGCAGGAGGGCUUAUCGGGGACUGUUUCACAGUUUUAAUAAAAACUCAUCUGAUUUACUUUGCGAGCUAUCUUGGUGCUUCUUGCUUCGAGAUCGGUUUGAUGUCCCCAGCAUUUGCGGACUCAUCUUUGGGAUUUGGGAUUUAUUAUGGUUUUGCUGAAACCUUCUUUCUCGCGCAUAUGUGUGUGCUGGGGCCACGCCUGAUCCUUAGCGUUCGACAAUAUCACGCUAAGCUCGUGACCGACUCCGAUGCAGCAAGCCCCAUGACUUCAAUUGUUUUUGAGCGCAUGCAUGUGUCAACUAUCGGUGUGGAACAGACAUGA